AACCGUUGUUAAGUAUGGAUUCUAUGUCUGGAAGAAUGCGGGUUGUAUUUAUAAGCUUUCUAUUCACAUAGAACAAGGAGCUAGUACAGGGUUAGGAUGGAUGGAGAAUCACCCCCGCCUCUCCGAGUACUCAGGAGUGCACAGGAGAAAAAGUUAAGAAAACGUAAGGACUUGGACGCGCUUAUUGUGAACGGAACCCGGAAGAAACGGGGUUCAAGCCAAGAACUGCUGGCCAGGAGUGAUGAAACCUCCUCUGAGGGCGAAUUAGAGCUGGGGGACGGGUUCAGGAGAAGGAGAAGAAACGGGUUCAGCUGGGGGAUCAAAUGGGGUGUUCUGAUAGGAGGGUUUCUCGCGGUCCUUGUUCUAGUGGUUUGGCUUCAUCUCAACCUGAAGAUUGAACUCGAUGAUGUUUGGAGACACGUAGGGAGAGUUGAUGAAGCUUCAAGAUCAGCCGCCUCUCCUAUUAUUGCAAUUAAAACUUUAUUAGAUGAAUUACAGAAUAAUCAGACUGGAGUAUACAAGCGUCUAUCUGAGCUGGAAACUAGAUUGACCGGACUAGAAACUUCGCUCGUUAAGAUCUCCAGUAAACCUCAGGGCGAGGAUGUUCUUCAGGGCCUGGCUGACCUUGGAGGGAAACUAACAGAGGUACAGCAGACUGUGGAAAAGUUGAAAAAAGAGAAUAUAAAAAAUAGCGCAGAUGUGAUCAAGUUGGAUUCUACAAUAAAUAAUCUUAAGUUGUAUGAUAUAAACAAGGACGGAGAACAGAGUUCGGAGAAAUCAAAACUACCCGACUUGGAGAAAGGUCUGGCAGAGACCAAAAAUCUGGUGAACCUUCUCCAGGAUAGGUUUGAAACUGUAAACACAACCCUCUCCUUGGUUGCUCAGAACUCAACAGCCAGGAUGGAUUGGUUGAGCAAGGAUCUUAGCUCAGUUCAGGUUAAAAUAUCUCAGUUGGAAGACGACAACAGAAACGUAUCCAGCAGAUUACUUAACAUUGACGGAACUAUGGACGCGGCGUUGGUGCAGAUCAAGACCAACCUAACCAGCCUGGCCGGAGUUGUGAACAGCUGGAAGCAUCCUAGCCCGGAGAUUAGUCCAAUCUUAAAGAAUGUUAAACUAGGACCAAGAGACAAGAAAUGAGAAUUAUUUAUCUAGUCUUCCAAUUGCGUUCUUCAAUUUUGUAAUAUCCUACAUACAGUAAACUUUUUCCCCAGAGGUAUACAUUUUCUGGUUUCCAGAAAGUGAUAGGCGUAUAUAUCAAUACAAUGAUGACAGUUUCCUAAUGCAUUUUAGCUUUUUUUACAAUCCAAAAAUAAACAACAGUUCUCUCAUUUGCUUAAAUCUUUGUUUGUAUGUGGUGUACAUUUUCAAGCAUGUAAGAAAGCAAAGCUGCGAUAGAAUGUCGGCAGCAUUGUACUGAUAUAUACGCCUAUCAAAGUCUAAUGUCCCUAAAGAGGGGGAGAAACCUUUGUGUGUUCAUUUGUGACUUAUUUUCCAUGAAAAUAAGUUUGGUCGAAUAAAACUAGGAGCAUCGAACUCUAGGGGGAAAUGGUUUUAAUUGAAAGAUUGGAGCAGUGCGGGAUUUCAGGAAAAUGUAUGCCCCUGGGCUAUGUAUGUAUAACCUCAGAAGUCCUAUACAUUUAAAUUGACAAUCAUGUUUUUCUUAAAUAUGAAGUAUGGAGACUUCCUGAACUGUGAGAUAUUAAUUUUUGUUCGACUAAACAAUAUGGUGUAAUUGUAUAAUUGAGCUUUUCACCGUAUUACAGUCGCUAUUCUCUCUGUUAUUGGUGUCAAAUACCAGAAUUUUAAAUCUUUACGCGUAAAAGAACUUCCAUGUAUAAAAGUUCUUGGAGUAUUCUUGUCCAAGAACCUUUUCUGUAUAUCCUUGAGUCUAUUUCAUAAAUAGAGAUAAAUAAGAUCAAGAAACGGUCUGGAAAAGUGACUGUGUAAAUACAGGAAAUUGUAAAAUCUU
This is a messenger RNA of Eurytemora carolleeae, 1972 nucleotides long. RefSeq lists its product as uncharacterized. The record is from RefSeq and is a predicted model, not a curated record. The coding region runs from base 97 to 1140 and encodes 347 amino acids. The transcript is spliced from 6 exons. NCBI's taxonomy places the organism in Eukaryota, Metazoa, Arthropoda, Copepoda, Calanoida, Temoridae.